UCGAUUCCACAAUGCCAAAUCUCCGGUGAAUCUCUGUCGCUAACUCGUUGAUUUUCCGGCGUCUCUCUCGCUUUCCCCGUCCGAUUACGCCGGUGGCUCUUCCGUAACCAUCCACAUUUAUCCGGGUGGGAAAAUCUGAGAACAUUAUGCUCCAAAGUAACGGAAUUUCUGAAACCGAAGAAGACGAUAAGCAAAAAGAUUUCAACUUGAACGAGGAUUUCAGUGAAUCUUGUCUCAAAGCUGAGCCUGAAACUGAGAGCUUGGUGAAAAAUGGGAUUGAGAAUGUAAUCGAGAUGAAGAAGAAGAAGAAAACGGUGAAGGCUAAGCCGAUCGUUCGUGAGGUUAAUAUUACUCGGAAGGUUCUUCGCUCAUGUUCUGUGGCAAGGGAUAGUGGAGACAGUGAGAAACAUCAGGUGGCUUUGGAAGUGAAAAGAAAGAGUGCUCGUAAGAGAGAUCUAAGUACGAGUGGAAACAUUAGCAUGAUUUGUUGUGUUGAUGAGGUGAAAGAAGAAGCAAAGCAUGAGGAUGUAGAGUCUCCUGUGCCUAAGGAGACUCAUGGUGAUGAUAUAAGAAGUCAAGUUCAACUGGAUUGUGAAGAUGAUAGAUCAGGUGAUGUGACUGGGAGGUUUGAGCCACAUUUGAAAGUUAAACGCAAAAGAGGAAGGCCUCGAAAGUUGCAGAUCAACAGUCAGUGUGAUGGUAAUGAGGAAAAAAGUAUUGGCGUCAGCUGUGUUAAAGAGGAGAAAGCAGAAGUGAAGCUUGAGUAUGAGCAAUCUACUGAAGAUAAGAAGGUUCUUGGAGCUGAUUUGAGUAGUCAGAUUGAUGUUGAAAUUAAGGAUGAAAAUGGGAAUGUUGAGCCACAUGGUCAAGAGGUAAACGUUAAACGUAAGCGUGGAAGGCCUAAAAAGUUGCAGAUCAGCAUUCAAUCUGGAGAGAGUGGCUUGAACGCUAACCGUAAACUUGCGAGAAGUCAAGAUUUAAGCAGCCCUAGUUUGAAGCCUCAGCGUGGUAGACCCACAAAGACCAAAAUGACGCCUGUUGGUCUUUGCUUAAAAAAGGAGAAUGUCGACUGUGGACAUGGGAGCACUCUAAUUACGCUGGACAAGAGUAUGAGUGACUCUAUUAAUGAAUCCAGGAGACCAAAACGUAACUGUGGAGGCAGGGCUAAGGAACCUGAGUUUGACGAAGGCAAUUGCAGGGGAAGGAAGAUGGGACGUAAGCGUGGACGACCUCCAACACCAAACAAGAAGAGGAAAUAUGGGGAGACAGAUGAAUCAGAUUGUAAAGCAAAGAAGAGACUGAAGCUAGAGCCACGGCUCGACAAUACCUCAAAUGAUGGAGAAAGGAGGAUUGGAGAGCUACAAAGUAAGCAGAUUGAAGCUGGACAACAAUCUAGAUCAAAAUCUAAGAAAAUGCUGAGUGACCGGAUACUGCAGUUACUUCAAGCUGCUGGUUGGACAGUUGAAUACAGGCCCCGAAAUGGGAGAGAAUAUAAGGAUCCUGUUUAUGUUAAUCCCGAGGGAAAGACUCACUGGUCAGUGACCAAGGCUUAUCAACGCUAUAAAAAACACUUGGAAAGCAGCAUGAAUGAUCAAGUGAACUCUGGUUUUGGCUUGCUACCAGAAGAUGACCUUCACCUGUUAGGGAGAAGAACUCAGAAAAAAAGGAGCGAUAAAGGUAAGCAAAGGCAAUACUGGAAGGACGUAGAUACUAAUGAAAGUAUGGUUUCAACUAAGGGAAUGAGAAAGUGUACACUACAUGGGAAAAAAGCACAGAAGAAACGAAAAGGGAGUCAUAGGUCAGACAACUUAGAAAGAAUUUCGGUGUCAGUUCGAAAAAUAAAGAGGGAAGAAAAACAUAACAGAAAGCGUGGUGCUCUGUCUGCUCGCAGUUCUUUGGAUGAUGCGGAUUCCAAGGAGAAUGGCUACGUUUUAUUUGAAGGGAAACGCACCGUGCUGGGUUGGAUGAUUGAUUCAGCCAUUGUGCCACUUAACGGGAAAGUUCAGUGCAUGGACUGCAAAAAGACACAAGUGCGCCUUGAAGGAAUAAUUACAAAAGAUGGUAUUCGAUGCAACUGCUGUGACGAAGUAUUCUCUGUUCUCGACUUUGAGGUUCAUGCUGGAGGUGAGCAGAACCAGCCAUUCAGAAGUCUGUAUUUAGAGGGUGGGAAUUCUCUCUUGCAGUGCUUUCUUGAGUCUUGGAAUAAACAAAGCGAAACAGUGCUUAAAGGGUUCCAUAUUGUGGAUUUUGGUGUUGGGGAGCAAAAUGAUGAUACAUGUGCUAUAUGCGGGGAUGGGGGAGAUCUUAUCUGCUGUGAUGGUUGCCCAUCAACCUUCCAUCAGAGUUGCUUGGGCAUUAAAAAAUUCCCUUCUGGUGCCUGGUUUUGUUGCUACUGCUCUUGCAAAUUUUGCGAGAAGGUUGAGGCAGCUAAUCAUGACACUACAACUCUUUCCCCCUUGCUGAGGUGCCGCCUAUGUGAAGAGAAAUAUCACCAAACAUGCAUCAAGCAAGAAGGCACGGUGCUUGGUGAAAGGAGUACUCAUUCAUUCUGUGGAAAGUACUGUCAAGAGUUAUUCAAGGGACUUCAGUUACUCAUUGGAGUAAAACACCCGCUGCCUGAAGGCUUCUCCUGGACAUUCCUUCGCCGCUUUGAGCUCCCUCGUGAGAUUUCCGAUGAUGACAUAUCUGAGAAUAUUGCAUAUAAUGCCAAACUGGCUGUUGCGUUUUCUGUUAUGGAUGAGUGCUUUUCACCUUUAGUUGAUCACAGGAGUGGUGUCAACCUGCUUGAAAACAUUAUUUAUAAUUUUGGGUCGACCUUUCAUCGGCUUAAUUACAGCAAUUUUCUCACUGCUGUUUUGGAGAGGGGUGAUGAAAUUAUCGGUGUUGCAUCUAUCAGGAUUCACGGCAAUCAACUGGCAGAAAUGCCUUUUAUCGGAACCCGCUACAUGUACAGGCGUCAAGGAAUGUGUCGUCGACUAAUGAGCGGCAUUGAAACUGCGCUUGGCUCUCUCAACGUAGACAAACUGGUCAUACCAGCAGUGCCAGAACUAAUGGAUACAUGGACCUCAGGCUUUGGCUUCACGCCUGUUCAUGAAUCAGCGAAAAAAACAAUCAAGAAUCUCAACUUGGUGGUGUUCCCUGGAGUAGACAUGCUGGAGAAACCACUGACAAAGGAGAAGAUCUCUGAGUCAAAUGUGUCCUCUUCAAAUGGUGAUCUGCCGUUGGCAACUGAGAUGAGUGUCCCGGUCGAUGUUGAGGAAACUAAACCUGAGGAGUCAAAAGACAGCGCAGAAGAACUAAAUUGUGCAACUGCUGAUGCUGAAUCCCCUUCUUACCCAGUUGAUAGCUGUUUGAAGUCAAUGAGUGUUGAAGAGGGAGAUAAUAAGGAUACAGAAUCGAAUCUGCAGCUACUUAACGGGUCCUUGGAGGAGAAAGAAGAUACAGACGUUGGUUCCUUUCCUAAUGUAGCUGAUAACCAAAGAGAUCCUAACUCAGGAGUGGCUGAUGAUUCCCAUUCGGAUCAAACUGAUACAAAAAGGCAGGAAAGUGAUAGUUUAGAAGAUAAGACACCUUUAUCUAAUGACAGCCGUGGAGUUAGAGCUGAGGUUACUCAGGAGUCAGACCAACAACCAGAUUGUUACAUAAUAGAGGAGAAAAAGAUUGACGACAACACUUUAUCGGUAAAGAAAGAAGUGCCUUCAAGAUUGCGAGCAUCGUCUCGGCUGAUUCAAAGAUCAUGGAGAACAUCAUCGCGGGUGAAGCAGAAGUACACAAAUGCUGUAUUGCUCGACUCUCCACAACGGUAUGUUUGAGGUUCAUUUGCAUGGAUCUUUUGUUGUUUGUGCACAUAUGACCAAGAACUAACACCAUUUUGUCCUCAAGAUGAGAGCAAAGCUUUUGCAGAUGAAAGAAAAAAAUAAGAGUUUAGAUUAUGCUAAUUGCUUAGUAGUUUCAUUAGUGGCACUGCUUAAUGCUUUAUCAGACGGGUAGCAAACGAUUAAUUUUCUUUCAAAUGCAUUUUGUAAUAUCAAAAGUUGAGCUGCUUCAUCUUAUUAUCUAAUGUUUGAACAUCUGUU
Messenger RNA from Eutrema salsugineum, 4076 nucleotides. RefSeq lists its product as uncharacterized. The record is from RefSeq and is a predicted model, not a curated record. NCBI's taxonomy places the organism in Eukaryota, Viridiplantae, Streptophyta, Magnoliopsida, Brassicales, Brassicaceae. Gene Ontology annotation, molecular function: transcription corepressor activity; DNA binding; acyltransferase activity, transferring groups other than amino-acyl groups. Gene Ontology annotation, biological process: negative regulation of DNA-templated transcription. The coding region runs from base 147 to 3812 and encodes 1221 amino acids. The transcript has 9 exons.